Messenger RNA from Colletotrichum higginsianum IMI 349063, 846 nucleotides. RefSeq lists its product as uncharacterized. Bases 1 to 846 code for a protein of 281 amino acids. Lineage: Eukaryota; Fungi; Ascomycota; Sordariomycetes; Glomerellales; Glomerellaceae. The transcript is spliced from 4 exons. The record is from RefSeq and is a predicted model, not a curated record.
AUGGCUGCCAACGAGGAAGAUUUCACGCCUUAUGACCCUGUGCGGUGUGCACACUACGCCAGGUUUGCUGCUCACUUAGACAGGUGGCAAUUUGACCUGUUGUACUGGCUUCUGUUUGUCUUCAACCUUUUUAUCCUGUUCUUGGCAGCAUGGAAUUACACUCGGACAUUGGACGCUGUGAGCGAACUUCCCGAGACGGAUGCAAAACGAAAAAAGGCAAUCAAACGCUGCAUCUACUUCAACCUAUUCUGCGUGUGUGUGUCGCUGGCUACAGUCAUCAUGGAGGUCUUCACUCUUAUGGCAUUGCAAUUCUGCGAUGGCGAGGAUCUCAUGUCGCUUUACUGGUCGACCUUUACCAUGAUUCAGGUCGGAUCUCUCAUUGCUGUGUGCGGCGUCAUUCUAGCUCUCGUGCAUCAACUGAGACAGCGGAAGCACCCGCCCUGGGCUCUUGCUCUCGGCACACCCGUUCUGGUCAUCGCGGGCUUGUUCCACUACUUCCACAUGUGCAUGGCACAAAGAGUGAAGAAGGCGACAUCGAGGAAGAGGAAGAACAGCGACGCCGGAACGCUCCCAAUGAGCCAAGUAAACACCAUUCAAGUCGAGUCCUCGGACGAGGAGGAUGGCAUCCAGGGAGCCGAGAUUAUCGGGCUUACAAUGGACGGCGGCCCAAUUAUCCACUUCAAAGAUGCGGUGCCCUACAACCUGCCGGACUCGAGCGAAAUUAUCGGGCGCUGUGAGAACGACAAACCCAUUGUCAUCUGCCGCCGCGACGGCUUCCAGCUGAUCUACAAUGGCCAGGACGAGCGGACGCCAUCCCCCAACCCGGCAACCAAGAGGACGGGUUGA